AUGCCCAAGUACGGCGGCCCGACAAACACCCCUCCGCCCCAAGGCUACGGCGGGUACAACCCUCCGUUGCAACCCCAGCAGAGCUUCCCGAUGCAAGGCGGCCCGCAGAACUUCCAGCCCUACGGCACGCCGCUGCCCGCCCUGGGCCCGCACCCGGCGCCCGUCGAGUGUCCCGACUGCCACGCCCGCGGCGUGACGGCCGUCGAGUACUCGUCCGGCGGCUUCACCCACACGUUGGCCGCCGUCGUCUGCUGCGUGAGCUGUCUGGGGUGUAUCCCGUACUUGUUCACGUCGUUGAAGGACGCGAGGCACAAGUGCUCCAAGUGCGGUAUUCCUCUGGCGACGUACCACCGUAGUGGAAGGACCGAGGUCCACUGGCACCAGGCCUACAAUGGUUGA
This is a messenger RNA of Colletotrichum spaethianum, 399 nucleotides long. Its product is annotated as cell death-inducing p53-target protein 1. The coding region runs from base 1 to 399 and encodes 132 amino acids. The transcript is spliced from 2 exons. Gene Ontology annotation, molecular function: zinc ion binding. Lineage: Eukaryota; Fungi; Ascomycota; Sordariomycetes; Glomerellales; Glomerellaceae. The record is from RefSeq and is a predicted model, not a curated record.